Molecule: messenger RNA, 1606 nt
Organism: Physcomitrium patens
Lineage: Eukaryota; Viridiplantae; Streptophyta; Bryopsida; Funariales; Funariaceae
Product: F-box protein SKIP24
Molecular function (GO): protein binding
Source: RefSeq, a predicted model, not a curated record
CAACAGGGUUCUCGCAGCAACACAUGUGCAAGAGCGUGGACUCAAGCUUUUGGGAUAUGCAAAUGAAGCUUUGAAAAUUUUGCAUUCUUCUACUCCAAAUUACAAUUUUUUCGUUGUUUGGAAGGAGGGAGUGGCUGAAUUUCAAUGGUCUUUGGACAUGCCCAGGUGUUGCAAGUUCAGUAUGGGGUGUUUACCGGAUGAGCUUUGGACGAAGAUUUUAGGUCUAGGAAUAGAGAAAGAAGUUCUGGAUUACAGGGAUUUGUGUUCUUUGGCGUUUGUGUGUCGUCGCAUCAAAAAAAUUUCUUAUUUUGACUGCAUAUGGCGCCCUUUGUGGGAGCGAGAUCAAGCAAAGCUCAGUGUCGGGUCUUCGUCGCGGAACUUGGUUGUGGAACCUGGCAUGGCACGGAAGGAAAAUGAUGCAAAAGCUUUUAGAGAUUUGUAUAGAAUUCGGUUCGAGAAAGUAAGGGCUGCCAUAAUGGCUGCACACAGGCGGCGCGUGCUAAGGGUAGAAAGUCAGGUGGCAGUGCUGCAAAAGGAAGCUCAACAAUAUCAAUUGGAUAUUCAGGUAGAACGCAGGAAGCUUGUCGCGACCGUAGCGGAGCUGAAAAGUUUUGAAGUAGCGAGACGAUCAGCAAUAGCCAUACAGGUCUGGCAACCACAAGCAGUCCGUGCCCGACAGCAAGAGGUGUUGGAACAGCAAAGUGUUAAUGUGGGUGCUAGACAACAAUCCUUGCAGAUGGAAAUCAAUGUUUGUCGCGAGCGGGUUCAACAAUUUGAAAAAAGCCUGCAAGCGAAGAAAUCUGCGAUUGAAAAGUGUAAAAAGGAGCUGGAUUCUUUGACCUUCAAUCCUUCUCGCAAGCUCCAUGAUAGUUCAAACACUGAUGAAAGACCAGGUCGAAAAGCUGCGGUAAAAAGGAAACUUGAUGCGUCGUCGUCAACCUGUAUUGGUGAAGAGAGGACCGGAAAAGGAUCGGCGUUACUAUUCUACAUCCCAACCGCCGGAAGGCCAUUUUGCCAGUUAAUAAUCUAAAUUUCUCAUUCCGAAACAUCCUUUGAAAAGUGGUACGGUUCCGACGUUGAUUCAAUUAAUGUCUGAUCUCUCUUUUCUCCUCAAGUUUGGGACGGUGCCAACUACUUUAUACUUUUCCCCUCUAAACCUCGACAUCCCAACUUCUUAAUCGUCUGAACUUGUAUUGGAUUCACACUACCAUUUGUAAAUGAUGAAGCCUUGUUGCGCUUGUUCGUGGACAAAUUGGUGAAGUCUACAUGUACAUGGGACAUCGAUGAUGCCAAGAACUUUGUUCUUUACCGAGACAUUAUCAGUGGAGCACCUGGGCAGUUGAUGCUUCUUCGCAGUAUCAGCGAGAUCACUGAAAUAAGGUAUGCUGCCUUACGAAACUAAGGCUACGCAGGAGGGAUGUGUCGCUCGUCACGACAUUAACACUGGGCAGUCUGGUUAUCUUUAUAAAGCCGAUUUAUUUGUUACAACAGAUGUCCACAAUCACGAUAUCUUCAUAAUUGAUGAUCAUGUGUAAGAUCGUCAGCAAGACUUUGCUAUGAUUUGUAUGUUCGCUGGAUAUGUUGUAGAGUUUUGCCAACACCUUCA